AUGGCACAACCACACCAUUUAACCCGCUACCACGCGGCCCUCCUAUCAACUUCUAAACGUCAAUUAGCCCGCACCACCCGCACCAUCAUCCCCCAAUGCACUCGCCAAUUCCAGCACCAAACCCGACCAGCCCGCCGUCACCCUACUCCAGCAUACCUCACAUUCUCUCCCCUCUCACGACCAACCAGACGACCCUACCACUCCGAACACCACCCUGACCCCCCACCUCACGAAUACACCAACUCCCAAACUACCAUCCUUUCCGCUGCUCUCCGCCAUGUCCCGACCCACGGCUUCACUCGCGACGCCCUCACCCUCGCGCCCGCGAUAGCGGCUUCCUGGAUGUCUCGCAAGCGUCGAGGAUUAUUGCGCGCCAGCGUGGACAAUGGACUCUUCGAAAAGGAUGAGCGGGUGAAGGCCGGACUGAAGUUGUCUGUGGAGGAGAAGACGAAGAUCUUGAUCAUGGAGAGGUUGAGGAUGAAUACUGAGAUAAGACAUCAGUGGCAGGAUGCUCUGGCGCUUAUGUCACUGGCGGGUAAUAUCCCUCUUUCGCUAUCGGAGUUGCAUGCGCUUUCGUCGGAAAUCUUGACGCUCGCUGGUGAUGCUUCGGUUGAUGCGUCGUGGUAUACGAAGCGGUUGUCUGUUGCGGCGAUCUAUGCUUCGUCGGAGGUGGUUAUGACCCGGGAUCAGAGUCCUGGUCUUUCUGAGACGGAGGCGUUCGUGGAGCGGCGUGUUGAGGAUAGUUCUGCUAUUGGGGAAAAGCUGACCGGAUUCAAGCAGUGUUUAGGGUUUGUGGGGUCGACAGCCAUAGGACUGGGGAGGAGCUGGGGAUUGAAGAUUUAA
Molecule: messenger RNA, 843 nt
Organism: Aspergillus bombycis
Lineage: Eukaryota; Fungi; Ascomycota; Eurotiomycetes; Eurotiales; Aspergillaceae
Exons: 3
Coding region: 1-843 (280 amino acids)
Biological process (GO): ubiquinone biosynthetic process
Cellular component (GO): mitochondrial inner membrane
Molecular function (GO): lipid binding
Source: RefSeq, a predicted model, not a curated record